Molecule: messenger RNA, 777 nt
Organism: Ascochyta rabiei
Lineage: Eukaryota; Fungi; Ascomycota; Dothideomycetes; Pleosporales; Didymellaceae
Exons: 3
Coding region: 1-777 (258 amino acids)
Biological process (GO): endoplasmic reticulum unfolded protein response
Cellular component (GO): endoplasmic reticulum membrane; Hrd1p ubiquitin ligase ERAD-L complex
Molecular function (GO): ubiquitin-specific protease binding; misfolded protein binding
Source: RefSeq, a predicted model, not a curated record
AUGGAUGUCUUUUGGACGCUGCCCCCGGUCUCUAGAACCAUUACGGCGCUCUCUGUAGUUGUAUCCGCUCUGGGCUACGGCAAAAUCAUCAGCCUGUAUCAGUACAUCUUUGCGAGCCACAUGGUCUUCACCACGAAGAUUGUACCACAGAUCUGGCGCGUCUUCACUGCGUUUCUUAUCACGAAACCGAAGUUUGCCAUUCUGCUAGACCCGUACCUCCUAUACCAGUAUGGCAGCGCUAUUGAGCGCGAGUCGUCGCGCUUUGCACAGCCGGGCGACUUCUUCAUGUACACUGUGUUCGUUGGCUCGGUCAUAGUCGCGCUUGCUGGUGUCAUUCUCGACGGCUACACGUUCCUCCCCGCCCUCUCGCUCGCAUACGCAUACACCUUCGCCCAGGACAACCCGACGCGCCAGGUCAAUUUCUUCAUAGUGAACUUCGACUCCAAGUACCUGCCCUUCGCCAUGAUGUUCAUGACCUUCAUCAUCGACGGGCAGUCGGCGGCUCUCAACCAGCUCACGGGUCUUGUCGCCGCGCAUCUAUACGACUUCCUCACGCGCAUCUGGCCGACGUUCGGUGGCGGCAAGAACUACAUCUUCACACCGCAGGUCGUGAAGCGCUGGUUUGGUGCGACGCCGGGGACGGCGCAGAACCGGGGAUACGGACACGCUGUGCAGGGUCGUGGACGCGAGACUGGGUCGGACCAGCCCAGUACCGGACGUAGCACCGGUGCCCAGUUUGGCAGCAUGGGCCCUGGCCGUCGGCUUGGGGGGGAGUGA